Molecule: messenger RNA, 763 nt
Organism: Trachymyrmex cornetzi
Lineage: Eukaryota; Metazoa; Arthropoda; Insecta; Hymenoptera; Formicidae
Exons: 4
Coding region: 65-763 (232 amino acids)
Source: RefSeq, a predicted model, not a curated record
ACGACAUACGUAACCUGUAUUGGAUCGGAAAAUCAUUGUGCGCUGAUUGUAUCAUAGUUUGAACAUGAAUAACUCAGCAAGAAAGACAAAAUUAAAGAAAUUGCUGACUCUUGCAGCUUUUGCUGUGGUUGCGGAACAACAAGAAGAGCAAGAAAUACAACGGAGAAUACGACAAUUACAAAACCGACAACGGAGAUGGUGGACAAGAGAGUGGAUUGUACGAAGAGAGUUUGAAUUAAGAGGAUCUGUUCACUUAGCACUCAAUGAACUUAUCAACGAAGAUAUAGAAUCUUUUUGUAGAUUCUUUAGAAUGGAUCUUCAAUUAUUCAACAAUCUGUUGGAUAAAGUAUCUCCAUAUAUUCAAAAACAAGAUACAGUUAUGCGAAAGUGCAUUCCACCAAUUCAAAGACUAUCCUUGACUCUAAGAUUCUUAGCUACUGGGGAAUCUUUUCGCAGCAUGGAAUUCGCAACAAGAGUACCAGCUUGUACUUUAUCACGUAUCAUUCCUGAGACAGUUAGAGUCAUCUAUGAAGUACUAAAAGAUGAAUAUUUAAGGACUCCAGAUACCGAAGAAGAAUGGAAUCAUGUUGCUGAUAAUUAUUUGAGACAAUGGAAUGUGCCAAACUGCAUCGGUGCAAUGGAUGGCAAGCAUAUUGAGUUUAAAGUUCCUCUCAGUCAAGGAUCAUUGUAUUAUAAUUAUAAGGAUAACGGUGUUGCGGUACGUGAUUGUGUUGAAGUGCGACUCAUUGAAGGGGACGACUGA